Odobenus rosmarus divergens (Pacific walrus) is the source of this 1924-nucleotide messenger RNA. It is a transcript of the gene SLC24A4, whose product is annotated as solute carrier family 24 (sodium/potassium/calcium exchanger), member 4. Gene Ontology annotation, molecular function: calcium channel activity; calcium, potassium:sodium antiporter activity. Gene Ontology annotation, biological process: calcium ion transmembrane transport; sensory perception of smell; intracellular calcium ion homeostasis. Bases 97 to 1908 code for a protein of 603 amino acids. The transcript is spliced from 18 exons. Lineage: Eukaryota; Metazoa; Chordata; Mammalia; Carnivora; Odobenidae. Gene Ontology annotation, cellular component: membrane. The record is from RefSeq and is a predicted model, not a curated record.
GAGAGAAAGUUCCUGGGGAGAGCUCGCCCCCGGGAGGGCUGACGUCGAGGCCGUUCGCCGCUGAGGGUCGCAGGGACGGCACCCGGGCGCUCCAGGAUGGCCCUCCGCGGGUCCCUCCGGCCGCGCAAAGUUCGCAGGAGGCGAGAGAUGCUGCCGCAGCAAGUUGGCUUCGUGUGCGGGGUGCUGGCCCUGGUGUGCUGUGCCUCCGGCUUCUUUGGCAGCUUGGGGCAUAAAACAGCUUCUGCUAGCAAGCAUGUUCUACCAGACACAUGGAGACAUAGAAAGCUGAUGGCACCUAUGAACGGGACUGAGACAGCUAGGAAUUGCACAGAUCCUGCGAUUCACGAGUUCCCCACAGACCUGUUCUCCAACAAGGAGCGACAACAUGGAGCCGUCCUGCUGCAUAUUCUCGGUGCUCUGUACAUGUUCUACGCCUUGGCCAUAGUCUGCGAUGACUUCUUUGUUCCGUCUCUAGAGAAGAUCUGCGAGAAGCUCCAUCUGAGUGAAGACGUCGCUGGAGCCACCUUCAUGGCUGCGGGAAGCUCGACACCUGAGCUGUUUGCCUCCGUAAUUGGCGUGUUCAUCACCCACGGAGAUGUUGGGGUUGGAACCAUCGUGGGCUCUGCCGUGUUCAACAUCUUGUGCAUAAUUGGCGUUUGUGGAUUAUUUGCGGGGCAGGUGGUCCGUCUGACAUGGUGGGCUGUGUGCCGAGACUCCGUGUACUACACCCUGUCUGUCAUCGUGCUCAUUGCUUUCAUAUAUGAUGAAGAAAUUGUGUGGUGGGAAGGACUGGUGCUCAUCAUCUUGUAUGCGUUUUACAUUCUGAUCAUGAAGUACAAUGUGAAGAUGCAGGCCUUUUUCACCAUCAAACAAAAGGCCGUUGCCAAUGGCAACACGGUCAACAGUGAGCUGGAGGAUGUGAAGGAGGAGCCUCAGUACAGCAAAAACCCAGUGGUGAUGGUGGACGAGGUCAUGAGCUCCAGCCCUCCCAAGUUCAGCUUCCCGGAGGCGGGCUUACGCAUCAUGAUCACCAAUAAGUUUGGGCCCAGGACCCGACUGCGGAUGGCCAGCAGGAUCAUAAUUAAUGAGCGGCAGAGACUGAUCAACUCGGCUAACAGUGUCAACAGCAAGCCACUUCAAAACGGGAGACACGAAAACAUCGAGAACGGGAACGUUCCCAUGGAAAACCCCGAAGACCCUCAGCGGGAGCAGGAACAACCACCCCAGCCGCCACCCCCACCCCCAGAGCCGGAGCCGGUCGAGUCUGCCUUCCUGUCCCCCUUCUCCAUGCCCGAGGCAAGAGGGGACAAAGCCAAAUGGGUGUUCACCUGGCCACUCAUCUUCCUCCUGUGCAUCACCAUCCCCAACUGCAGCAAGCCCCGCUGGGAGAAAUACUUCAUGGUCACCUUCAUCACCGCCACGCUGUGGAUCGCUGUCUUCUCCUACGUAAUGGUGUGGCUGGUGACUAUUAUUGGAUACACUCUUGGGAUCCCCGAUGUCAUCAUGGGCAUCACUUUCCUGGCAGCGGGCACGAGUGUUCCAGACUGCAUGGCCAGCUUAAUCGUGGCGAGACAAGGCCUUGGUGACAUGGCGGUCUCAAACACCAUAGGAAGCAAUGUAUUUGACAUCCUAGUGGGACUCGGCAUACCGUGGGGCCUGCAGACCAUGGUUAUUAACUAUGGGUCCACGGUGAAGAUCAACAGCCGGGGUCUGGUCUAUUCCGUGGUGUUGUUGCUGGGCUCUGUCGCUCUCACUGUCCUCGGCAUCCAUCUCAACAAGUGGAGACUUGACCGGAAGCUGGGCGUCUGCGUGCUGGCCCUCUACGCCGUCUUCUUGUGCUUCUCCAUAAUGAUCGAGUUUAACGUCUUCACCUUUGUCAACUUGCCCAUGUGCCGAGAAGACAAUUAAAGCCCAGCCGCUGCCC